AUGGCCAAAAAAAAUGCCAAGAAGGAAGCGACAGGCAGGAACUGGCAAAGAGAUGCCGAAGAGGAGGGAACAUUCUCACAGGCCAGUGAGGACGUCCUGAGGAAUAGAACCAUAAAGAGAGCCAAGCGGAGACACACCCGCCCCCAGCCCGAGGGUAAAGGGGCUUCCAAGGGGAUUAAAAGUUUGGCUGUGCCUUCCGGAAGAGGAGAAUUUGGUGGUAGCCCUGGAGAGAAGCCUCUGGAAGUAUUGACAACCAGAAGGAACACAGCCAGGGCUGCAGCAGAGCCCAAGGCAGCCUUGGGUUCUGUUACUGCAAAUGAGCCCCCCUCUUUGGAGCAUGAGCAGAUCUCAGACGCCCAGACGAAUGUCCACAGUCAGCAGCCUGUCUCCCCGGGCCUUGCUUUCAGUCAAGCUUGCGCUGGGAGUGUCUACCACAGGCAGUUGACCGGCCUGAACUGCUCAGUCCGGGACUGGAUAGUGAAGCACGUGAACGCGAAUCCGUUCUGUGACCUGACGCCGGUCUUUAAGCAGUAUGAGAAAUACUUGGCUGCCAUCGAGAAGCAGCUCCACAGCAGCUGCGGCUGUCUUUCUGAAAGUGAGCCCAACAGGGGCUUGGUUGCGACACAGCCUCCUUCCCUAGCUGUUACCACUGAACUACAGCCAGAGUUGGCCACAAAAGCCGACCCAGUGCAAGGAGCAACAGGUACCUCCAGUAACUUUGGCAAAAACACUGAAGCCCCAGUUUGGGGUUCCUUAAGCCCUGGUCCCAUGCAUGGAGUUUCAUCAUCCACCGGAAGCUCCAGCUUAAGUGGGAAAGGUACAGCACAGAAAAAGCCAGCGUCUGCAAAAACUCUGGAGAGUCCGGCUCUAGGCAGCAGUGAUGAAUGCAAAGGUAAAAGGGACGAGCCACCCAAAGUGCUCCUUGGUGAAGAGAAGGAGGAGAGUAUUUUCUACUGCAAGAAGUGUAAACUGUUUUACAAGAAAGACAACGAAUUUAAAGAAAAGGGUGUUGGCACGCUGUAUUUAAAAUCCACAGCCAAUCAGAAGACGCGGCUCUUAGUGCAGGAUACUAAGUUAGGCAACAUACUCCUGAACAUUCUGAUCCCACCCGAUAUGCCGUGUACCCGGAUGGGGAGAAACAAUGUCCUUAUCGACUGUGUUCCAAAUCCACCACUAGAUAAGAAGAUCUCCACCAUCAAGGUCGCCAUGCUAAUUCGGGUAAAAACAAGUAAGGAGGCUGAUGAAUUGCACAAAAUUUUACUGCAGAAAAUGGAUGCCUGA
Apodemus sylvaticus (European woodmouse) is the source of this 1281-nucleotide messenger RNA. Its product is annotated as nuclear pore complex protein Nup50-like. Lineage: Eukaryota; Metazoa; Chordata; Mammalia; Rodentia; Muridae. Gene Ontology annotation, cellular component: nuclear pore. The transcript has a single exon. The record is from RefSeq and is a predicted model, not a curated record. Bases 1 to 1281 code for a protein of 426 amino acids. Gene Ontology annotation, biological process: protein import into nucleus.